Erigeron canadensis is the source of this 2451-nucleotide messenger RNA. Its product is annotated as translation initiation factor eIF-2B subunit delta-like. The record is from RefSeq and is a predicted model, not a curated record. NCBI's taxonomy places the organism in Eukaryota, Viridiplantae, Streptophyta, Magnoliopsida, Asterales, Asteraceae. The coding region runs from base 110 to 1996 and encodes 628 amino acids. The transcript has 7 exons.
CUCACACCGUCACCGUCACCGUCACCGUCACAGUAACAGUCCCAGAUACCCCCAGACUAGAGAGACGAGAGUAGUAUUGUGCAGUAGUCAGUAGUAAUAAACCCUAAGAAUGGAUUCCCGGCGUGCGCCACGGACAAUAAUCGACCCAAAAGUAAGACAGGUGGGUUUCUUCGCCCCACUACCUGAGCGUUCACAAUCAACACCACCCCCAUUCCAACAACUAUCAUCUUCUUUAUCUCCACCUUCCUCUUCAUCUGUUAACUCCUUAUCUCCGGUCAUGAUUCCACCCCCACUUCCACCUUCAACAACACUUCAUUCCGUUGGUAGUUAUAAUCCCUCUGUCGGUGAUUUCUUCCCCGAUACUAAUAGUAAUACUACUUAUAAUAAUAAUAAUAGUAAUAAUAAUGUGAGUGGAAGGCCAAGGACUCGUGGUUUGGGGAAGUUUGCAUCAUCUUUACCUGCCGGUGCUGCCUUUGACUUACUCAAAGUCAAACCCAAAAGCUUGACCACAGUUUCCGUUGUUACUGCUGCUCAUAAUCAUCUCAAUGAUAAGGUUGGAGAACAAUCUAACGAAUCUCAAGAUGGACGUGGUGCAAACUCAAAGCCGUUGAAAGAAAAGACGUCAAAGGCCGAACGACGUGCUCUUCAGGAAGCUCAACGAGCUGCAAAGGCUGCUGCCAAAGCCGAAGGAAAUGCUGGUUCAGAGGUAGCAACUUCAGCAACCAUUAAAACUGGAAAAGUCUCCAAGUAUCCUGUUCAAAAGAAAGAUACUGUCUCCAUUGCAGCUUCUGAGAAAAGGGGAGGUGAUCGCUCUGCGGAUAAAGAUAGAAAGAAAGACGUCCCUCAUCCACGAAUGCAGUUUGAUGAUACAAAUCGUGUUGAGAAAGCUAAAAAGCGUGCGGUUGUUAAACAAACUGAAGUCAGGAACAGAGUCGAGCUCUUUCGGCAUUUACCUCAAUAUGAACAUGGGACAAAGCUUCCUGAUCUUGAAAAGAAGUUCUUCCGUCUCAAUUCAGUUCACCCUGCGGUUUACAAGGUUGGAUUAAGGUAUCUAGCUGGUGAUAUAUCAGGCGGAAAUGCUCGCUGUAUUGCGAUGCUUCAAGCAUUUCAAGAGUCAAUUAUGGAUUACUCAACACCACCAGAGAAGGUUCUUAACAGAGACUUAACAUUGAAAAUCAAUAGCUAUGUCUCAUUUUUAAUUGAAUGCCGUCCCCUUUCAAUCAGCAUGGGAAAUGCAAUCAAGUUUGUGAAGACCCUAAUAGCCAACCUACCAUUAACUCUAUCUGAAUCGGAGGCAAAAGCAAAUCUAUCAUCUGAAAUUAAUCAUUUCAUAAACGAAAAAAUAAUUCUAGCAGACAAAGUGAUAGUACAACAUGCUGUGACAAAAGUGAGGGACGGGGACGUUCUUCUUACUUACGGAUCCUCUUCGGCAGUUGAGAUGAUAUUAUUACACGCCUAUGAGCUUAAGAAACGGUUCCGAGUCGUUAUAGUGGAUUCCCGCCCUAAACUUGAAGGGCGGUUGUUACUAAGAAGGCUUGUGGGGAAGGGUAUUAGCUGUACUUAUGUCCAUAUAAACGCUGUUUCUUAUAUCAUGCAUGAGGUUACUCGUGUUUUUCUGGGUGCUUCAUCCGUUUUGGCAAAUGGUACGGUUUACUCAAGAGUGGGGACUGCGUGUGUUGCUAUGGUGGCCAAUGCUUGUGGCGUUCCUGUUAUAGUAUGUUGCGAAGCCUAUAAAUUUCAUGAAAGAGUGCAGCUUGAUUCAAUUUGCUGUAAUGAACUCGGGGAUCCGGAUGCCAUUUCUAUAGUUAAUGGAAGGAAGGAGAUAAAUUUUUUGAAAGAUAUUGCAGAUAAUGAAAAUCUGCAACUUCUCAAUCUAACGUAUGAUGCAACGCCUUCAGAUUAUGUUUCAAUGAUAAUAACAGAUUAUGGCGCGAUACCUCCAACAAGUGUUCCUGUGAUUGUACGAGAAUUCCGCAAAGAGCAGAAAUGGAUAUAAUGUGUGGUUUAAGUGGUUGGUAUUCAAAAAUGAGAGUUAUCUUGGCAUUUUUGCGGGAACGGAUAGUUGUGUAGCUGCAUGUUAAAUUAGUAGUCAUGUUGAGAGAGACGUGACUCAGUGAAGAGUGCGAUAUUCUGCCUCUCCGAGACUUUUUUGUAUUUUGAGUCUCCUUUUUACCCUAUGGACUCCUAUUAUGAAUUUAGAAGUCAUUUGAGUUGGGAGUUGUAAUGCAUUUUUGUUGUGGCUGGGGCUUUCGUCCCACAGGGGAAUAGGGAUGGAUGGUUUAAAGUAGUGUAGGGCAAUGUUUUCUGGUAGCCCAGCUGGUCAAAGAUGUCUUUUAAUCUUAGUACGGACCUUCGAUGGUCAUUAUUUUGGACUUUUAUUGUUGUAGACUUUUAUCCCUUAUUUUAAAUCCCUUAAUCCUGUAAUGCAAAAAACUUAGGUUACUCUUUCAA